ACAACGUAUAAUUAAGAAUUAGAAGUGGUUUAGGAGAGGAGAGAGAAGAGAGAGAUGGAGGAAUAUAGACUUGGAGAGCUGAGACACUUGCUGACAACGGUUUUCCUGUCGGGAUUCUCCGAGUUCUUGGUGAAGCCAGUGAUGACUGACGUCACCGUCGCCGCGGUUUGCUCCGGCCUAAACGAAACAUGUUCUCUCGCCGUCUAUCUCACCGGAGUAGAACAAGUGACGGUAGGACUGGGGACAAUGGUAAUGAUGCCGGUGAUCGGGAAUCUAUCCGAUAGAUAUGGAAUCAAAACAUUACUCACUCUUCCGAUGUGCCUCUCUAUUCUUCCUCCAGCGAUAUUAGCGUAUAGAAGGGAUACGAAUUUCUUCUACGCGUUUUACAUAACCAAGAUUCUAUUCGAUAUGGUCUGCCAAGGCACCGUUGACUGUCUCGCUCAUGCUUAUGUGGCGAAAAAUGUUUGUGGCAGAAAAAGAAUAUCAAUGUUUGGAGUUUUAGCAGGUGUCAGAUCAAUUUCAGGAGUUUGUGCAACAUUCUCAGCUCGUUUGUUACCCAUAGCUUCAAUUUUUCAGGUUGCAGCUAUAUCAUUUUUCUUUGGCCUCGUGUACAUGAGAGUUUUCCUAAAAGAGAGGUUACAUGAUGAUGAUGAAGACGACUGUGAUGAAGAUGAUAAUACUAGUGGUAGAAAUCAUCAUGAUGGUGGUGAUCUAACGAUGUUAGCAGAGCCUAUUUUAAGAGAUGCACCAACUAAGAUACAUAUUGUCUUGAACACUAAGUAUUCGUCUUUGAAAGAUAUGGUCAGCUUGAUAAAGAAUAGCACCAUACUCGUCCAAACAUUGGUUGUUACUUUCUUUGCUACCUUCGCACAAAGUGGAAUGCAAUCUGCUUUCUUGUAUUUUCUAAAAGCUCGUUUUGGGUUCAACAAAAAUGACUUUGCUGAGCUCAUACUGUUGGUUACCAUCAUUGGCUCCAUCUCUCAGCUCUUUAUAUUGCCGAAAUUGGUUUCUGCCAUAGGAGAACGUAGGGUUUUAUCAACAGGGCUUCUUAUGGAUUCUGUAAACGCAGCUUGUCUCAGUGUUUCGUGGUCAGCAUGGGUUCCUUAUGCCACGACAGUGCUUGUACCCGUAACAAUGUUCGUAAUGCCAUCUGUUUGUGGUAUUGCUUCAAGACAAGUGGGACCCGGUGAACAGGGGAAGGUCCAAGGAUGCAUAUCCGGGGUAAAGUCUUUUUCUGGUGUAGUGGCUCCAUUUAUAUAUAGUCCAUUGACAGGUACGUGAACACAUUAAAGUAGAGUUUCAACACCACUCAUUACUAUUUUAACACCAUUUUAAAAUAAUAAUUAUAGACCAAUAUAAUGGAGAAAAAUAAACCUUCUAUAGCCUUUUAACAAAUAACUAAAUUUUGUUUGAUUUAGCGUUGUUUCUCUCCGAAAAAGCCCCGUUUUAUUUUCCUGGAUUCAGCCUUCUAUGUGUGACAUUCUCUUUGAUGAUCGGAUUUUUUCUGAGUCUUCUUAUAAGAGAUGUUCCUUCUCCGUCGAUGAACAAAGCAAUCAACAACAUUUCAAGAGAAGAAGCUUGAUUCAUGAAGGAAAUCUAUUUUAAAUCUUUUACUGAUUUUCUUCAAUGUAUCAUUUGCAACGAACCCUUAGCUAAAAUAAAAAAAUAUACUCCUUUCGUCU
Molecule: messenger RNA, 1682 nt
Organism: Arabidopsis thaliana (thale cress)
Lineage: Eukaryota; Viridiplantae; Streptophyta; Magnoliopsida; Brassicales; Brassicaceae
Gene: MEE15
Product: Major facilitator superfamily protein
Exons: 13
Coding region: 55-1281 (408 amino acids)
Biological process (GO): transmembrane transport
Cellular component (GO): membrane
Molecular function (GO): transmembrane transporter activity
Source: RefSeq, marked reviewed